CCCAAAGUGAAAGUUGUGAUCACUUCCGAGUUCUCUCCUCUAGGGGGAAGUCAGCGAUUUUAUCCCGCCCAUAUGCGAGCAACCGACUCUGGGAUAGUUCCUCUCGAGACAUAAUCAUUCAGGAUGAACCAAAAGACUUCUUGCGGCCACAUUUUGUAAUCCUAUCGGAGAAUCGCCCACGUUUUAUCGGGAAUGUACUUGACCGUGAGACCUUUCCAUGUGAUAUCUCUAACAACUUGUUAUUUUGGAAAUGAACGAGCUCGCUCUGAGGACCAACAAGGGAGUGUAUGUGGGCGGGGAGACAGUCUAUGGAGCGGUGUAUCUCCAGAUUGACCAUGUUACGUCAGGGACUGGGGUCAAGCUGAAGUUCCACGGGUAUGAAGACUUUUACUAUGAAGAGAGGGGGUCACAACGGUACUCUGGGACGGGAGAGUUCUCCGUCAUGAGAGGUCGUAAAGAACACUUUGAUGUGGAAGUGCCCAUUUAUACAAGCUCAGAACCCAUCCCCCUAGGGUGCUAUGUCUUCCCCUUCCAGUAUGAACUACCGGCUGACUUACCAGCCACUUUCCACUGUAAGGGCCCACUGUAUGAGGCCACAAUCAAGUACGAAGUCAAGGCUUGUGUGAUUGGGAAAGAAAGCAACCUAAAGGUUUCUCAACCCCUGAUUAUCCGUGAGGUGGUUGAGCCCUCCCUGUUGAAGGAUGCGGUGAGAUAUGAGGACCAGAGCGAGGUGUUGAAAUGUGGGUGUUAUCGGCAGGGAGAUAUCACUGUAGUGGCAAGUUUGGAUAAGACAGAGUACACAGUGGGGGACACAGGCACUGUCAGUGUAGACAUCAGCAAUAGUACAUCAGUCAAAAUCAGAAAUAUCAGGGUCAAUAUGAAGAGAGUAGUGCAUCUCAUGAAGGGUCAGUGGGUCUGUACAGCAGCAGAAGCAUCAAAGGUGAGAAACCGGAUGUCCAGUUCUGCAGGGCAGCCAGGGCCACUGGUGGAGAAAGUGUGGAGCGAGACACGGGAAGGAACAAGUAACAAAAAAAUAGAGCUGUCCCUUCCUGUGGAACUGAAGAACCUUCCACCUGUGGUCACGCUGGGCAAGCAUAUCAAGUGUGUGUACAGAAUACUGGUAGAUGUUGGUCUGAAGUCGUCCCUGUCUCUACCGACUGGCCUGCUGAAGAUACCAUAUCUGCACCCACCCAGCAACUCUGAGUGGGAUGACUGGAAACCCCCUCCUUCGGGUCUCCCAGUGUGAGAGAAUGACAGUGGAUGGCAAAUUUGCAGUGAGUGCAAACGUACUGGCACAAGAGGAGUUUGCAGGACUGCCAACAUUUCAAGUAUUGGUGGAAAAUAAGUGAAGCACUAUUGUAACAGCAAUAGAUUUCAUAAGCUAUUUUUGUAAGCAUGUGAUGCUAACUGUUAAUUUUGGACAGAAAGGUUUUGAGUUGACAUGAAAAUAAGAUUUUGUGGAAAACAGUGCUGUACAGCAAAUUGUGUUCAAAAUGGUAUUUUUGUUAUAUGAAUUUAGUGUAUGUGCUCAUGUAAUAGUUUAUUAAUAGUGCUUAAUUUUCAUAUUGCUGUAUAAUAAAACACAUACUAUGCACUGAAAGUUUUCAGUAAUAACCCAGAAAUGACAAUAUACCAUAUAGACUGUAUGUUCAUUUGGAGAAAUUAUGUAUCUUUGUAAUGUUACUAGUAUUAGAUCCAGAUGUUUGCAGUGCAUUAAGUCCAGACCAUUUUUUUUCUUAAAAGCCCUCUUGUUGUUCUAAUGGUCAGUUUGCACUAGUAUUAUGGGUGGUCUCGGCCAUAGGUAAUAUUUUCGUCAAUUUCUUGCCUAUUUAUGCCUAUCUGUGCCAAAGUUUGCAGUAUUUCUUAACUAUCAAUUCUAUUUCCUUGACCAGUAUCUAACCACCAACCCACCAAAAACCAACAAAUGUUGUUAAUGUUAUAAUAUAUACUUGCAGCUAUUUUGCAGGAUUAAAACUCUGUAUUCUAGAUAUUUUGUUAUGUUCAAAUAGUGCAGUUAUAUCAUGAUAAAUUGUAACACAUACCAGACAUCUUUACACUUCAUAUUUGAAACAACAUAAUCUUUUAUGUUACAAUUUUAAUACCAAACCUACCUGUCUGGUAACAGGAACUUACUAACAGAUAGAAAAGCACUUGCAUCAUUUCAAUUGUCUUUGUAUUAAAAGUUGUCUUAUGUAGUUUAAGUUAGUUAAGAAAUUAUUACUACAAUGCUAAAAGUGCCAUGGUUUAUAGAUUGAAAUGAAUUAUUUCAAAUCCAUGUAUGACUUAUGGGUUGCUUAAAAUGAAAACAGUUUUUGUUUUGAAACGAAAACAAUUUUUAUUUAGGUAGUAAAAGUAUUAUGUAAAGUUUCUUAUUCUCUACUGAGAAAGAUGUCUUCUUAUAUGCAGCAUAUUUAAGCAAGGUGACUACUCAACUAUUAUAACAAAUAGCAUUCAAAAUGCACCCUAUAUUAAGAGAUAAAAAAUGAAAUGAGCAUUUUUCAAUUUUCUGUUUGCGAGCUGCAGAAAUAAAUUGGGAAAAACUUGGCAUCCAUUGAUUUUGUGUGUUUUUGUGUGCUAUUACAUGUAUAUUGUUUUUCAUAGAUGAUAACAGUAUGUAGUCAAUGGUUAUCAUAUUAAAACCAUCUUUCGCAGCAUGUAUUUAUUGUAUAAAACUGAUCAUGAUCUGUUAUGCCUUGAUGAGACAGUUAACCUAAUGCAAAGCAAGUAAAACAAACAAAACAGAUAAAAUAUAAAUGUGUUUAAACAUUGCAGAAGUGACAACAAGAAUCUUUUGAUUGAGGUGAAUAGACUUUAUUCUUAAUGACAUUUCUCUUGCAUAGGAAUGCUAUGUUUGUUAGUCUGCAUAAUACUGCAUAUCACUAAAAGAUGGCCGGUUAGAAAUGCAUCUCAUCACUUUUACACAGUUCCUGCCUGGUUACUCAGAUGCUUACAUUUUUACAUGAUA
Messenger RNA from Branchiostoma belcheri (Belcher's lancelet), 2965 nucleotides. Its product is annotated as arrestin domain-containing protein A-like. The record is from RefSeq and is a predicted model, not a curated record. Bases 251 to 1246 code for a protein of 331 amino acids. The transcript has 12 exons. Gene Ontology annotation, biological process: protein transport. Lineage: Eukaryota; Metazoa; Chordata; Leptocardii; Amphioxiformes; Branchiostomatidae. Gene Ontology annotation, cellular component: cytoplasm.